Peromyscus californicus insignis is the source of this 12293-nucleotide messenger RNA. It is a transcript of the gene Taok1, whose product is annotated as TAO kinase 1. Gene Ontology annotation, molecular function: protein kinase activity; ATP binding. Gene Ontology annotation, biological process: protein phosphorylation; execution phase of apoptosis. The transcript is spliced from 20 exons. The record is from RefSeq and is a predicted model, not a curated record. NCBI's taxonomy places the organism in Eukaryota, Metazoa, Chordata, Mammalia, Rodentia, Cricetidae. The coding region runs from base 422 to 3427 and encodes 1001 amino acids.
GGGUUGUUGUGGGGGUGGAGCAGCGUGUUUAUGUAUUAGCAUAGGGUAAAUCCAGAUGCCUCCUGGCACUAUGGAUACACAAGCAACUGAAAGCAGGGCAAACAGGAAGGCUACCUAGGAGCUUCCUGGCAUGGUUUCUUCUUCCUAAUUGCCUGUAUCUCAGAGAUCUGAGUGAAUGACCAGGGGAGAGGUCUGAUGCUAGCAACUGUUCAGCACAAACACGGUCUAAAGUAUUAAUGGUGCCCAGUAGGAACAGGAGGAGUCGGCACGAUCUUCUGAAAGCCGGGAAAUAGCGGGAGCUGCCUGUACCUGGACAAAACCCACCCGGGAGUUUAUGCCAGUGUGGCUUUAUUCAUACAGAUGAACCAAGCAUUGGGAUAGCAGUAUAAAAUUAGAAUCAGACAGCUGACUGCUCAGCAGGAUGCCAUCAACUAACAGAGCAGGCAGUCUAAAGGACCCUGAAAUUGCAGAGCUCUUCUUCAAAGAAGAUCCGGAAAAGCUCUUCACAGAUCUCAGAGAAAUCGGCCAUGGGAGCUUUGGAGCAGUAUAUUUUGCUCGAGAUGUGCGUACUAAUGAAGUGGUGGCCAUCAAGAAAAUGUCUUAUAGUGGAAAGCAGUCUACUGAGAAAUGGCAGGAUAUUAUUAAGGAAGUCAAGUUUCUACAAAGAAUAAAACAUCCCAACAGUAUAGAAUAUAAAGGCUGCUAUUUACGGGAACACACCGCUUGGCUUGUAAUGGAAUAUUGUUUGGGGUCUGCCUCAGAUUUACUAGAAGUUCAUAAAAAGCCAUUACAAGAAGUGGAAAUAGCAGCAAUUACACAUGGUGCUCUCCAGGGAUUAGCUUAUUUACAUUCUCAUACCAUGAUCCAUAGAGAUAUCAAAGCAGGAAAUAUCCUUCUGACAGAGCCAGGCCAGGUGAAACUUGCCGACUUUGGAUCUGCUUCCAUGGCCUCCCCUGCCAAUUCUUUUGUGGGAACACCAUAUUGGAUGGCCCCAGAAGUAAUUUUAGCCAUGGAUGAAGGACAGUAUGAUGGCAAAGUUGAUGUAUGGUCUCUUGGAAUAACAUGUAUUGAAUUAGCGGAGAGGAAGCCUCCUUUAUUUAAUAUGAAUGCAAUGAGUGCCUUAUAUCACAUAGCCCAAAAUGAAUCCCCUACACUACAGUCUAAUGAAUGGUCUGAUUAUUUUCGCAACUUUGUAGAUUCUUGCCUCCAGAAAAUCCCUCAAGAUCGCCCUACUUCAGAGGAACUUUUAAAGCACAUGUUUGUUCUUCGAGAGCGCCCGGACACAGUGUUAAUAGAUCUUAUUCAAAGGACAAAGGAUGCAGUAAGAGAGCUGGACAAUCUGCAGUAUAGAAAGAUGAAGAAACUCCUUUUCCAGGAGGCACAUAAUGGACCAGCGGUAGAAGCACAGGAAGAAGAGGAGGAGCAAGAUCAUGGUGUUGGCCGGACAGGAACAGUGAAUAGUGUUGGAAGUAAUCAGUCUAUUCCCAGUAUGUCUAUCAGUGCCAGCAGUCAAAGCAGCAGUGUUAACAGUCUUCCAGACGCCUCGGAUGACAAGAGUGAGCUAGACAUGAUGGAGGGAGACCAUACAGUAAUGUCUAACAGUUCUGUCAUCCACUUAAAACCCGAGGAGGAAAAUUACAGAGAAGAAGGAGAUCCUAGAACAAGAGCAUCAGAUCCACAGUCUCCACCUCAAGUGUCUCGUCACAAAUCACAUUAUCGUAAUAGAGAACACUUUGCAACUAUAAGAACAGCAUCACUGGUUACAAGGCAGAUGCAAGAGCAUGAGCAGGACUCUGAACUUCGAGAACAGAUGUCUGGUUACAAGCGGAUGAGGCGGCAGCAUCAAAAGCAGCUGAUGACUCUGGAAAAUAAACUAAAGGCGGAGAUGGAUGAACACCGUCUCAGAUUAGACAAAGAUCUUGAAACUCAGCGUAACAAUUUUGCUGCAGAAAUGGAGAAACUUAUCAAGAAACAUCAAGCUGCUAUGGAAAAAGAGGCUAAAGUGAUGGCCAAUGAGGAGAAAAAAUUCCAGCAGCACAUUCAGGCUCAACAGAAGAAAGAACUGAAUAGCUUUUUGGAGUCCCAAAAAAGAGAAUAUAAACUUCGAAAAGAGCAGCUUAAGGAGGAGCUGAAUGAAAACCAGAGCACACCUAAAAAAGAAAAGCAGGAAUGGCUUUCCAAGCAGAAGGAGAACAUACAACACUUCCAGGCAGAAGAAGAAGCUAACCUUCUUCGACGCCAAAGGCAGUAUCUAGAGCUGGAAUGUCGCCGCUUCAAGAGAAGAAUGUUACUUGGGCGACAUAACUUGGAACAGGACCUUGUCAGGGAGGAGUUAAACAAAAGGCAGACUCAGAAGGACUUAGAACAUGCAAUGCUACUACGUCAGCAUGAAUCCAUGCAAGAACUGGAGUUUCGCCACCUCAACACUAUUCAGAAGAUGCGCUGUGAGUUGAUCAGACUGCAGCAUCAAACUGAGCUCACUAACCAGCUGGAAUACAAUAAGCGAAGGGAACGGGAACUAAGGCGAAAACAUGUUAUGGAAGUUCGACAACAACCUAAGAGUUUAAAGUCUAAAGAACUCCAGAUAAAAAAGCAGUUUCAGGAUACAUGCAAAAUUCAAACCAGACAGUACAAAGCAUUAAGAAACCACCUGCUGGAGACUACACCAAAGAGUGAGCACAAAGCCGUUCUGAAGAGACUCAAGGAGGAACAGACUCGGAAGUUAGCCAUCUUGGCUGAGCAGUAUGAUCAUAGCAUUAAUGAAAUGCUCUCCACACAAGCUCUGCGUUUGGAUGAAGCACAGGAAGCAGAAUGCCAGGUUUUGAAGAUGCAGCUGCAGCAGGAACUGGAGCUACUGAAUGCAUAUCAGAGCAAAAUCAAGAUGCAGGCUGAGGCCCAACAUGAUCGAGAGCUUCGAGAGCUGGAACAGAGGGUCUCCCUUCGCAGGGCACUCUUAGAACAAAAGAUUGAAGAAGAGAUGUUGGCUUUGCAGAAUGAACGCACAGAACGAAUACGUAGCCUGCUUGAACGUCAAGCCAGAGAAAUUGAAGCUUUUGACUCUGAAAGCAUGAGACUAGGUUUCAGUAACAUGGUCCUUUCUAAUCUCUCCCCUGAGGCAUUCAGCCACAGCUACCCAGGAGCUUCUAGUUGGUCUCACAAUCCUACUGGGGGUCCCGGACCUCACUGGGGUCAUCCCAUGGGUGGCACACCACAAGCUUGGGGCCAUCCAAUGCAAGGUGGACCCCAGCCUUGGGGUCAUCCCUCAGGGCCAAUGCAAGGGGUCCCUCGAGGUAGCAGUAUGGGAGUCCGCAAUAGCCCCCAGGCUCUGAGGCGGACAGCUUCUGGGGGACGGACAGAACAGGGCAUGAGCAGAAGCACGAGUGUCACUUCACAAAUAUCCAAUGGGUCACACAUGUCUUACACAUAAUAAUUGAAAGUGGCAAUUCCGCUGGAGCUGUCUGCCAAAAGAAACUGCCUACAGAAAUCAUCACCGCAGCCUCCUCACUUGGGUACUACCGUGUGGAAGCUGAGUGCAUAUGGUAUACUUUAUUCGUUUUUGUAAAGCGUUAUGUUUUGUGUUUACUAAUUGGGUUGUCAUAGUAUUUGGCUGCCGGGUUUUUGUGGUUGGCUUUUGUUUCUUUGUUUUUAACUUUUGGAAAAUUUUAAAAGUGGGAAUAGAUAAAUAUUUCAUGUGUGUGGCAAAAAGAAAUUGGCUUAAUAGAAGGGGUUUUAUCUGAACAAUGUCAAAAUAAAAUGAAGCAAACUGGCCUGAAUCAUCACUUUAGGAUGUCCAUAGCCUAAGAAGUUUAUUGGAAGAUCUAAAGCCUUCCUCCCUAUUCCACAUCCUGUGAGCCACUGAGGGCAGGUAGCAUCCAUGCUGAAACACACCUCCACUCCUUACGAGUGUGUUUCCUUUCUUUAUAAAAUGGGUCUGACUUCCCAACCUCAUUUGGACUAAAAAACAGAAAACCAUGAACAUUAAAAGAUUGUGUUCACCUUUUCAGGUGGUAAAACAUCAUGUAGUUCUUUGCUAAGUGCUUCAGAAGUUUGUCGCUGGUUUUGUAGGUUGUAUCAUAUAAGAUGGAGUUGCUUAAGGAGAUCAUAAGCUGUGUGGGGAUUGCACUAACAAGCCUGUGAACUAUCAGAGAGAAAAACCAGAAGGUCAGGGGACCAUGAAAGUUCCUGUGAUAGAUAUGUUCAGCAUAGAGUGAGGAGAUAAAGCCUCUCUAUUCUGACAUUUUGUCUCUUGUACAGUGAGAUCUCAUGCUACCCAAACUCUAAGACCCCAGACAGUACUUUUGCUUUGUUUGUACAAAACAAAGACACUUAGCCAACACAGAGCAGAUGCCAGAGGUAUUUGAAUGAUGCCAUAUUUGUGAACUGCCAUCUAUUCAAAUAUUCAUCACACUACACAGACAUAAUUUUAUUACCCCCUUUUUGGUGUAUGGGAUUUCCUGUUUACAAGUAGCAAUAGUCAAUUAUUUAUUUAGUUGCCACCAGGAGUGACUGAGCCAAUGACUACCAGCUGCUGACUAAUCCUCACACUGUGGAUGCCGCUUCAUCUGCAGGUCCUCUGUGUUUAAUUGCUGUUUCAUUGCUGCAGUACCUUACAAACUCUUAGUUCAUUAGGGACCAUCUUGGUCCAUGUUAAUAUCACACAGUAGCAAAUUCCCUUUCAGAAGUCUCUAGCUUAGUGCUGAAAUACUACUGAGAAGAAACUAGUAGUUUGGUGAGUAAAAGAAAACAACAACAAAAAUUAAAAGUAAGUUCCAUAGUGGUCAGGGACCACUAACUGGGGAGUGUGUUCUGUCUUUUUUCAAUGAAGGAUCAAUCCAGUGGUCUACGUCAGUGCUAGUUUGUGUCCUCUGGUUGCUUGUGGAGAUCGUGAGUUGGAGGUAGACAAGGGGCAGUGCCAUUUUUAGUGACAGAGCAGAGUUUCUUACAAGUUAUUGCCCUGCUCCCCUUUCAGUUGUCUUGAAGAGCUCUUGUUGCUAACUCUGGGUCCUACUUUUCAUGGAAUUAGAGGGUAAGAACACACUUAAUCAUACUUAGAACAAACUAGCGACCAAAUUGUCAUCUACUACUAUUGACGUUCUUUCUUUUCUUAACAUUUUAUGUCUUGUCCAGGUAUGUCAUUCCAAUCUCCAUGACUUACCCCCUUAAGGAAUUUCUGACUUUGGUUUGAGGGUUUCUGACACUAGUUAAAAGAAAAAUUAGAUCUGGGUGUAGUAGCACAUGCUUAUAAUUCCAGCACUUAGGAAGUGGGAGUCUGGGGUUCAAGGCUGCCUUCAUCUGUCUCACAAAGGGCAGAAAGAAAGAUGCUAUAAUAUAGAUCCUCGGAAAACCAAUAGAAGGUUGACAGUAAAGUUUACACACACUUCUAGGCAAGGUUUAAGCAUGUUCUAUGUCGGUUUUUAGGUGAACAAAUAGCUAAUGAAAAGGACUCUUAGUUUUCUGUCUUUUGCAUUCAAAACACUAUUCAAGAGUUUCAAACAAAGUGAGAGCUCUAUAUAUUUGGAGGAAAUAAGGGAAAGCUUUAGAUUUAAUAGAAUGUUCAAAACUAUAAAAGAAGACCAUCUUUUAUAAGAUGAUCUUAUAAAACGAUUAAAAACCAUUUUUCAUACGUCUGGCCCCAUCUGCUCCCGGAGGGUUAGAAUGGGAAAGCAAGUCAGAUGUGAAUUAAAAAUUUCCUUCAGACUCCAAACUACUACCAGAGAUACACUUUAUAGUCCAGCUGUGAGAUUCACUUGGUCAAAUUGAGUUACUGAGUCCAUUUUGAUCGCAAUGCACUCAUACUAGUGUGAUUGAAUACUAUGUGUCAUGUCCAAUAGGAAUUUCUGCCUCAUCUAAUUCUGUGGCACCCAGUUUUCCCAUGUAGGUCAUGAUUAUACGAUCAAUUUAGUUAAAAUACGUGUGGUUUGCAAAAUGAUUAAAAUUAAUAGGUUUGUGUAUUUGUAAGUGCUAACUUCUGAGGAAUCAUGUACAUGGCAGAAAUCAUCACAGUAAAAACUGGUAGCAGGAAAAUUUGAAAGGGUUUGAAAUGCCCUGAAGAUAAGGCAAGUACUUUCUGGGGGGGGGGGGGGGAGUAGAAAUGUAAACAUUUGACCAAAUUAGCACUCCCCCCUCCCCAGUUAAUUCACUUAUUAUAUGUGUGUUGAAGAAAGUGAAAGUGUGGAGAAAUGGGUAGUGCACCAGAAGUUAUGGAUAUGUCUAGUAUCCAGAACCUAACAGGGAGAUCUUUCUUGUUCUACCUUUCUUGGGUCAGCAUUUUAAAAAUAAAAGCCUCAUAUCUUGAGAUAUUUUAUUCCUCAUUAAAUUCACUGCCCUUUGCACAUAACUUUUCUUUUAAACUUAGCUCUAACCCUAAAUUGUGACAUCAGAAAGUGUUUACACUGUGUAAACAAUGUUAGCUGAAAGUGUGUUUAUAUUUUAGAGUUUCUAUUCUGCACAUUUCCAUGACUAGAGAUGAGUAGUCCUGAUUAUAAGGUCACAUCCACAGGUGAAACACACUUAGUCUCAAGUCAAGGCCUUGCUGAUAAGUGGAGCUUUGUACAUUGUCAUUAUGAUUUUUUGACUGCCUGGAUAUCAAGUAAACAACAUUCAGAACACUAAAGAAACUGGCCUGCAGAUUCCACCCUGCUACUAACAAGUUUUUGUGUAUAUCCCUUUUUUCCCCCCCAGAUCUUAGGGCAGAAUUUAGUAAGUUUGUGCUUCUGUAAAUGUCUAGCAUUUUAAACAUAUAUAGAAUACAUUGUUUUGGACACUGGAAUAAUAUGAUUUAUUUUCACCUAUAAAAAUGAUUUCAUUGUACUUGAACACCUUUGCAUUUCUCCAUUUGUGCCAUUUACAAGUGGAAAUAAAUUGUAUUAUACCAUGAUCUACUGGCUUUUUAAAACUUUACAUAUGCACAUUUUUGGUAUAGCUAUUUUCAUUUGUGUAUAUUUGUGUGUGUGUGUGUGUGUGUGUGUGUGUGUGUGUGUGUGUGUGUGUGUGUGUGUGUGAGAGAGAGAGAGAGAGAGAGAGAGAGAGAGAGAGAGUCUAUAUGUGUAUAGAUAGAUGGUUAUAACUCAUUCUAUAUAUGUCUGCCAGGGUUCAGUUUUGAGUUUUGUUGUUGUUUUCUUUUUUAUCCUCUGUUAAGGCAAGGAUGUGUCUGUUUUUUAAAGAGUGUUCUGGGCUGAUAUUUAUGAGAUGAUUAGUAGAUACAGUCUUUCUUUUUCAGUCCCUUAGCACUUCUAUUAGUGAGGAGAGGGUUAAGUAAAAUCAAGCCAUAAAUUACAAUGUAGUAAAAUGUGAUAGGGAAGGAGCCAGUUGGUGUGUUUCUUUGAGGUGGUUUACAAUGCAACAGAAGAUACACGCAGGAGAAAAGUGAACAGCUGUGCAAAGGACGGACACCCCAGUGCUGAUUCUGCAAAGGUGAAAAGUCACCUUUUAGAUUCCUAGUGUUGAAUCUGGGACCCCUCAUUCCCUUUUCCUCUUAAUAACAGUAGUUCUGUAUUUUACUGAGGAUCAAAACUGCCAAGAAAGAAAUCACUACUAAAACUUAUCUGAGGUUCUCCUAAACUGUCAAUUACAGGAGGUGGUCACUGGGAGAGAAGGCGUGAACUGGUUUGAAGGGUUGUCUCCUUAAGUACUCUUCUUACUUGCUAAUAGUAAGUUCCUUAUGAACCUUCCACCCCUUCUGAGCCACUGCUGUUCAAGCAGAGAUUUGGUCCAACACACACCGCUUUCUGAGUUUCUUUUCUUUUGAGACAGGGUCUUGCUGUGUAACCCUUUCUGGUCUGGUAAUUGAUGUUUACCCGAGGCCGACCUCAAAUUCCUAGCACUCCUGUCCCAGGCUCCCAGGUAGUGGGGUUCCAGGCCUGAACCACCAUGCUCAGCCACAGCACCCCUUUCUUUUGGAGGUUUAUAGUUUUGCAUUUGACUCAUGUUCAGAAUGUGAAGUGUCCUAAUGUGUAUUAAAGUCAGAAAAAUAAUAUAUUUAAGCUGUACUAAGUGUGAAUCUUCUAUAAUGAUGAAAAUUUCUCACUUCUUACGUAGAGCCUUCUCUAAAGAGCAAAGUCAAAAUUUGGGCUGUCAUCACUGAGCUGCUUAUCAAAAUACAGAUCAAUAUUGAAGAUAAACACAUUGUUUUUGUUUUGUUCCCCUAUAACAGAAGUCUUCCUUCCCUGGUUUAGCAUUGCCUUUUAAAAGGCGCUCACCCUUAGUUAAGAACUGGAAAUUCCCACCCUCGGAUUCCUUAAAGGAUGAAGAGUGUGCUCUACACUCAGCAUACGUGCCUCUUGUAUGCAAGGACUACUGAUUGAAGUCUGUUUUGCUGUGUCUGGUUAUGUUGUCUGCACUUUUAUGAAAUCACUACAGUACAUCUACGUUGGAAAUAAUUAUUAAUUUGUAAAGAAAUUUUUAUUAAACACUGUAGAAAAAGAAAGUGAAGCUGAGAACUCUUCCUUUUGUGCAUUUAUAUUUUCUGCUGAAUUCUGAUAGCCCACUUUUAAAGUUGUAUUGACUUGUUUUUUCCUCUUUGAUUAUAUUCAGAUUUCCAAAGUUUUAUUCAAAUAAGUGCUGGCCUUCAGAUCAUAAGUAUAAGAAAUAGGCACCAUAUCUGCUGUUGCAGGCUUCUAAAACUUGCACUGCCCAUCCAUGCAAAAUAAGUAUCUUAAGAAAUAGACACAGGAAACACACACUGGGGAGCCGUGUACUAUGUCAUCAUAUCUGUUCACUGUUGGCAGCAAUCCGAACUGUGUGUGUGUGUGUGUGUGUGUGUGUGUGUGUGUGUGUGUGUGUGUGUGUGUGUGUAAGAGAGAGAGAGAGGAAGAGAGAGGAAGAGAGAGAGAGGGUUAUACAAGGGGUUCUUUAACAGAGGAAAAGGUUAAUCCUCUCCAGCCGAUGCCCACUGGAUAUAUAGUCUUUACACCUAUAGGUAGUUGGAAAUGUGGAGAGAAGAGAAGGUAGGACUUCUCAAUGAAUGAAAAAGGGUAUCUUGAUGCUCAAGAAUUCCCCCCACCCCAAGUACGGGUAGUUCAACCUGCACAGUUUCCUUUCACUUGUAGUUUUAACAAUUAUGAGUGAAAAAUCAUGUAAUUAUCUGUAAAUAUGUAGCUAACAAAUUGACCUAGUUUCUGUAUUUUUUUGGUUUUGUACUAAAGUUUAUAGGUCUGUGCCAGCUAGAGAGGUUGCCGUUGUUGCUAGUUGUGGUUCUAGCACCUAAUUCUGAAACCAUCCUAGGUGACAUUUUUAGAAUUAAUGGUUAAAUGUUGUUAAACAGGGAGAAAUGGAGCUUAAUCAUUGGUCAGGUUUGAAAUCAUUUGAAACUAAGUAAUUUUAUUUAAUAUGAUGAUUACAUGUUGUCAGUCAUGAGUGAGGUGUAGGGAGUCUCCCUCCCCCAGUGGCCAUGUUUACAGAGUGUUUUGUCUAUAAAGUGCAAGUGUGUUGAUGUUUAUGUAAAUUAUGCAGGUGAUAACUAUGGUUUGGGACUGUUUAUGGGCUCUUUUAACUGAAUUUUAAAAUGAAAUGAACUAUGCUUAUUGCUGGCACAUUGAUCCCAUUUCUGGAACAUUUUUCCUACUUCCAGAACUCUGUAUGUUCCUUGACAUUACCCCCACUUAACCUCCCUUCCUCUGAUAUGCCUUGUAGCUAAGAUAUUAAAGACUGUUGAACAUAGAUGAGGGAAAUGCAUUUCUUAAAAAUCCAUGAACCCUCAAUUGUAUGCUUUCAGUAUUGUGUUAUAUGUUUCUAUGGCAACUUUGAAGUCAGUGGUUUAGAAAUGAGAUACCAAUGUUAAUGAAAAGUAUGUACUCUUUGCUUUUGCAUGGCUUGGCUUAGUGUCCAAGGUAUAUUAGAGCCACUUGAAAGCAUGAAGACCAGUUAUACGGAAACAGGUUUCUCUCAGUGGCACAUUUUGCUUUUUCUUAACCCUCAAAUACAUUGCCUCGGCAUGAACAUUAUUGUUAAUAUAAAUUGCACAUGGUCAUCAAGCGAAUUCUGUCACUUUGAAAGAUGCAGCUGCCUGAGUUUGCAGUUUGGUUGGUCUCCAUCUCCAAUAACAGUGAGGGUACUGGAGCCCUUGCCCUUUCUCGGGGUCAUAAACAGCUAUCAGUUUAUCAAGGCGUUGGCUGCCCUAGGGUAUAGCCAUGCUGUUGUCUUUUGCUGCCCAUUCAUUCCACAUGUGCUGUUGUCCUUGCACGUCAUACUCUCAAAGAAAUCAUCACCCUUUCUUCCUAACAAUUUUAUUUUGUCUUUUUGUCCACAUUAAAUGGGAAUUGUGCCUAUUUAGAUUGCCCCUCAAUUUAAAUACACAUGUAACCCAAGCCAGAGACAAGGUGGAAAAACAUUUUUUUCAAGUCCACUUGGCCAGUAAUUUACCUAACAAACUGUUUUACCACAUAAUCUUGACACUUGAUAGAAGAGCCUAUUAGGAGUCACGGUGGUUUUAUAGAGUAAAAUCCAAGUGAAGGGGGAUGUGUGGGGUUUCCAUUAAGAAAUAAUUUUGUUCUUAUUUUACUUUUUGUGAUCCUUCUCUGCUAGUUUAGAAUAGGUUAAUUCUCUUUUUUUUAUUUUUUUAGGGAAAUUUUUACAAAAACAAUGGUCUGAUGUAAAUAACAUUUUAAAGUACAGUGCACAUAACUUCCCUAGGCUGUUCCAACCUGACUAUUUGUAAAUGCUUUAGAGUUUUUAAAUUAACACUUGUGUUGCUAAAUCCUAUUUAUGUAAGUCUGAAAAGGUUUUUAACCCAUAUAUAAAACAUUUAAAUAAUACAGGUUAUAAUGAGCAAGUUAGCUUUGAGAACCCCUCCUUUUAGUAUAUGAAAAAGCCUAAUGCGCACUAAGAGGUUGGAGAGACUAUGAGAAAUAUGUAUAGUGUAUAUUUUAAACAGCUUUGCUUGUAUUGUGAAGAUUUAAGAACAAACUUGAGAUUUUUAAAGUUAACUAUUAACACAGUUUUAACAUAAGUUAUCCCACUGGGUUUAAAAGCAUCUUGAAUGUAUAACCCUUCUAUAACCCAGGUUGGUUUCUGCUUUUACCGAAUCAUCCAAACGUUAUUUAUAUUUUUAGUUUUAUGUAUUCAUUUCUUUUUGUUUUCCUCAAACAGCAUGGGGUUUUUUUUUUUUGUUUGUUUGUUUUGUUUUGUUUUUGGUUCAUUUGUGGGUUUUUGUUUUUGUUUUUGUUUUUUUUUGCACAUGUCGAAAUUUUAAAAAAAGAAGGAAAUUAAUACAUGAUUUUUCUCUGGAUUUUCUUCACUUUAGUCUUUCUACUACUAACCUCUUAAAGGCCAUGGCAUUCCAUUUGCUUAUUUGUGCAAAUGCCAGGGUUGGUUUUUAUUUUUAUUUUUGCUAUUUACCUAAAAAAAAAAAAAAAAGAAAAAAGAAAGAAAAGACAAUGCUUCAGUCAAUUGCUUUUUUAUUUAAAAUUUAAAAAAAAAAGAAAGAAAAAAAAGCUGUAACCUUAUCAUUUCUGAGUAGACCACUGAGAGAGAAAUGCACACCUGUCGGCCCAGGACCAGCUUCGAUGGCUAAAGGGAAUAUUUUCACUAAGUAAGAUGUUCUGUACAAAACGUGGUGUAUGGUACCCACAAUCUAUUUCAGUUAUUCCCACAAGUCAGGUCCUGAUAAGUGAGGGUUAUCAGCUAACUGAUGUGUUAUCAUUGAGGUUCGUCAAUGAAUUUGUACAUUUCUAGUUCCCUUUGGUGAAGGGGAAAAGUGAUGAUUUUGCGAGACCUAGAUUUUGGCUUGGUUUCUUGCCUCCUUUUUUGGCAGCCUUCAUCUUUUCCUGAAGCCCUUGAGCCUGUAGGGUUUUCAUAGUGGACAAAGGACUUACGGUCGUUUAAAACGGAGAGAUUUGGGAAGGGCAAGAGAUUAUCAUGUUGAACACACAGUAUCCUUUUAAUGGUGGAUAAUUUUGAGUAAACCCAGUCCUUUCAAAUUGUAGACUGAACAGAUGCCCACAGUGGAGGCUUACCAAGGGUUGCAUGAGGAAGAAGCCUCUCUCCCUCACUGUCAGCACCAGCUGGGAAAGGUGACUGCAGGUGUGCAUUUUCCUUUUCAUAGAAAUGGUCCACAGCACUAACUGGUAAGGCUUAUUGUACAGUAUAUUGUCAGUAUUCUUCUGGUUCAGCAUACCUUAUAGUUCGUAUAUAACCUGUAUUAAUUGUAUAGAUUGUGCAUUUAAAGCUGUUACCAAGUUGUCAGAAUCUUAAGAACGAAAACAGGUCAUAUGUAAUAUUUUGUUUGUAAGUAUCCUUUGUAUCAUAGCAAAGGAAAUGUUUAAAAGAUCAACUGUAAUAAAAGUAAUUUUAGUACA